Molecule: messenger RNA, 3499 nt
Organism: Lolium rigidum
Lineage: Eukaryota; Viridiplantae; Streptophyta; Magnoliopsida; Poales; Poaceae
Exons: 24
Coding region: 205-3168 (987 amino acids)
Cellular component (GO): mitochondrial outer membrane
Molecular function (GO): ATP binding; ATP hydrolysis activity
Source: RefSeq, a predicted model, not a curated record
CUUGCCGUGGCAUCUCCGUCUCCCUCCCCUCCGUCGCGGCCGGCCGCGCGCCACCGUCUCCGCCACCACCCACAGGCCCGAUUCCGGGUUGCCCGUCCUCCCAUAGCACCACCAUCCCCUCCUCCUCGACACACGCCCAACUCCGCGGCCUAUCGUCCCGGGGACCGCCAAUUCCUCCCCCAUUUGCUCCGGAAGCUACCCGAGAUGCACCAUGCGAUGCGGCUGCGUUGCCUCCUCCAGCAUCCGCCGCUCUGGUGCAAGUGCAGCUCCCUAGGAAUCUCCACGAGUGGAGGCGGUUGCUUCGUCCGGAGGUUCAGCGCGGUCGGUGCGCCGAGGCCGUGCGAUGCGGGGCGGCGGCUGUGCCGGUUCUACGGCUCCAAGGGCGGCGUAGGGAGCGCCGAGGCCAGGGGCGGCGGGGCAGCGGAGGCUGCGGCGGGUAGCAGCGGUAGGUGCAUCGAGCAGGAGCACGCGCGCCUCGGGGAGAGGGACCAGCAGGAGUGGCUGAGCGGCGAGAGAUUCCUCAGCGACUGCAAGAGGCGGGAGUCGCCCUUCCUCACCCGGCGGGAGAGGUUCCGCAUCGAGUUCCUGCGCCGCGUCGUGCCGUGGGAGAAGGGGAACCUCACGUGGCAGAAUUUCCCCUACUAUGUCAAUGAGAAUGCAAGACAGCUGCUGAGGGAGUGCACGGCGUCCCACCUGCGGCACAAGGGCAUCACAUCUGAAUAUGGCUCUCGGCUGCCAUCCUCUGGAGGAAGGAUACUGCUCCAGAGCCUGCCAGGAACUGAGCUCUACAGAGAGAGAUUGGUAAGAGCUCUUGCACAUGAGUUGAGGGUGCCACUACUGGUCCUGGACAGCAGUGUUCUAGCCCCAUAUGAUUUUGGGGAAGAUUAUUCAGAAAGCGAGGAAGAAGAUGAGCAUGGCGAGUCAGAGGAUGAAGGUUCAGAGUCUGAGAUGGAAGAUGAAGGCGAUGAAGAUUGGACGAGCAGCAAUGAAGCUAAAUCGGGGGAAAGUGAUGACGAGGAUGCUCUGAAAUCUGUUGAAGAACUCAAAAAAUCUGUGGAUGACCUCAAGAAGUUGGUCCCAUGUACUCUUGAGGAAUUUGCCAAGAGAGUCGUUGGUGAAGAGGAAGGUACGUCAUCAGAAUCCUCUGAAACUGCCAAGUCAUCAGAAGAAGAGAAAAGACCUUUCCAAAGGGGAGAUAAAGUCAAGUAUGUUGGUUCCUCCGCAGUUGUUGAAGCAGAUCAGAGGAUCAUUUUGGGGAAAUUACCUACUCAAGAUGGCUCGAGAAAUGCCUAUACUUUUAUUAGUGGCAGGACUUUAUCAAAUGGGCAGCGUGGAGAGGUAUAUGAGACCAACGGGGAUCAAGUAGCUGUCAUAUUUGAACCUCCUGCACAAAAGCUCCAUGAUGGUGACGAAACUAGCACGGAGGAAGAUGCAAACAGCCCAUCUAUUUACUGGGUUGAUGCUCAAGAUAUUGCGCAUGACCAUGAUAUUGAGUCAGAAGAUUGGCAUAUAGCAAUUGAAGCACUUUGUGAGGUUCUUCCAUCGCUAGAACCAGUCAUUGUCUACUUUCCAGACAGCUCCCAGUGGUUAUCUAGAGCAGUUCCAAAAUCAAAUCGCAGGGAGUUUCUUCAAAGGGUAGACGAAAUGUUUGACCAACUCACUGGACCAGUAGUAAUGAUAUGUGGGCAGAACAUACUGGCAGCAGUACCCAAGGACAAAGACAAGGAACCACCGACACUGAUGUUUCAGAAUCUCUCUCGCCUGUCUUCACUGCCAUCAUCGCUGAAGCGGUUAGUAGGGGGGCUGAAGGGACAAAAAGAUUCAAGCUCCAGUGACAUAUCAAAGCUCUUCACAAAUAGUCUUAUUGUUCCUGUUCCAGAGGAAGGCGAACAACUACGAGUUUUCAAUAACCAGAUCGAAGAGGAUAGGAAAAUUAUUAUUUCAAGGCAUAACCUUGUUGAAUUACAUAAGGUGCUUGAAGAGAAUGAACUAUCAUGUGUGGAGCUUAUGCAUGUGAAGUCUGAUGGAGUCGUUUUGACAAAGCAAAAAGCUGCAAAGGUUAUUGGGUGGGCUAGAAGUCAUUAUCUGUCAUCAACAGUUCUUCCCGCUAUUGAGGGUGACAGAUUAAUCAUUCCACGCGAGAGCCUUGAAGUAGCCAUCGAGAGGCUGAAGGAACAGGUCAUUAAAUCUAAGAAUCUCUCUCAAAAUCUGAAGAAUUUGACGAAAGAUGAGUAUGAACGCAAUUUCAUAUCUUCUGUUGUACCUCCUGAUGAAAUUGGAGUGAAAUUCGAUGAUAUUGGUGCACUUGAGGAUGUCAAGAGGACACUGGAUGAGCUUGUUGCUCUUCCAAUGAGGAGACCAGAGCUUUUCUCUCACGGCAAUUUAUUAAGGCCCUGCAAAGGUGUUUUGCUUUUCGGGCCUCCUGGCACAGGAAAAACACUUUUGGCAAAGGCACUUGCAACAGAAGCUGGGGCAAAUUUUAUCAGCAUAACUGGUUCUUCACUGACGUCAAAGUGGUUUGGAGAUGCUGAGAAGUUGACAAAGGCCCUGUUCUCCUUUGCUAGCCGACUAGCUCCUGUCAUCAUAUUUGUUGACGAGGUUGACAGCUUACUUGGCGCCAGAGGGGGCGCACUUGAACAUGAAGCAACAAGGAAGAUGCGGAAUGAAUUUAUGGCAGCGUGGGAUGGUCUAAGGUCCAAGGAGAACCAACGGAUCCUUAUUCUGGGUGCGACAAAUCGCCCAUUUGAUUUAGAUGAUGCUGUUAUACGGCGUUUACCUAGACGGAUAUACGUUGGCCUUCCAGAUGCUCAGAACCGAAGGAAAAUUCUCAAGAUUUUACUUGCUAAAGAAAACCUAGAAGCUGAUUUUAAAUUCGAUGAACUUGCUAAUGCGACGGAAGGUUAUUCAGGAAGUGACCUGAAGAACUUAUGCAUAGCUUCAGCUUACAGACCAGUUCAAGAACUUAUAGAAGAAGAAAAGAAGGGACGUGGGAGUGGCAGCAGCUCUCACUUAAGACCCCUUGUAUUGGAUGAUUUUAUACAAGCAAAAGCGAAGGUAAGUCCUUCUGUUUCUUAUAACGCGACAAGUAUGAAUGAAUUAAGAAAAUGGAAUGAACAAUACGGGGAAGAUGGCAGCAGGACAAAAUCACCAUUUGGGUUUGGCAACUGACCUAUUCUAGUAGUGACUUUACGUCACUGUUGUUUGUUUGUAACAUCAAUAGGCUGCCUAUUUAGUUACGGGAAGUCAGUUCCCAUUUUUCGCCCAGAGCCUAUUUAUAUAAACCAAUGAUCCUGUACAAAUAGCAAAAUUUCAAAUCAAAUGCCAAUUUUCCGAGUUCACACUAGCUGGUAUUAGCCGAUUUUCCAAAAAUGUAAUGCUGAGCUACAAAUUGCUCCAGCUCAGCAUAGGCCUGAUCCAGGUGUAAGUAGCUCCAGAGAAUUUCAUCUGUUGUACACUACCAAUUCCAAGGACUUGAAUGAAAUGAAAUAUUUUUUCCUUA